AUGAUUCUCUCGCCAUCAUGGAGGUACCGACUCCUCCCUUCUCCCUUCUCCCUUCCCCCUUCAUCCCUUCUUACUUUCCCAGCUGACUCAAUCCCCUCACAGGCUUCUCCUCCCAAAGCACGGGGUUCGGGCCGAUCAGGUCCCCGCAGACGCACUGGCUGCCUAACUUGCCGAGCACGCAAGGUACGCUGCGACGAAGUCAAACCUAACUGUGCCAAUUGCGUUCGCCUGCGUCUACAAUGCAGCUACAAGAACAUCGUCCCGGGUCUAGUCCCUCGGCACAAUGCUCGUGUUCAGAAACAAGGUCGGACGGCUGUCUCGCCGGCUCCUGAUCGUCCGGACCUGAACUUUUUUGACACAGUGCUGCGGCCAGAUGAGCGUUGUCGGCGGUCCUCACAUGCCCAUCUCACGGAGCAUGGUCAACAAGAGCCGCUAGAGGGCCCAAUGCGGUCUAUCUCCACAGAUUUCCAUGGAGCUUUUGAUAUUCUUGGAUUCAUUGGGGAGAUUAAUUCCGACUUGGAACAGAAACAUCUCGAUCUGGAGAAUGGGCUGUCUGAUUUUCCCCUGGUUGAUGAUGUGCCAUCUCCAGCACAGACUAAGAGUCGACUGGUCGAAGACGUACCUACCGUCGAUAGUGGCUAUUCAGAUGCUGUGCAAAAUGACGCCCCUGUUGACAUGAGCACAUGGCCUGAAACAAAGUCAACGUAUGAAGAACAACUCCUAACGGAUUUUCUUCAAUCAGAGGCACCUCCGGCAAUUUUUGGAUCGGUAGAUCUCGAAUGGAGCUAUGUCCGUGGGGUAAUUGUCGCCCUUUCGACUGAAUGCAGCGCCUUGUUGAAUAGCAUCUACUGCUACUCUGAUGUUCGCAAGGCCAUGAGAGAAGGGAAACGGUGGCGGAUGGCGCCAACCUUUCACCAGCAGGCGAACUCGAAGAUUCAAUCAUAUCUCCAAGGGGCAGUGAACUCUUCAAAGUUGAAGCGGAUAUUCACCGCCGUAUUUCUACUUAUGAUGACCGAGUUGAUGUCUACUCCCGAAUUAUGUCGUCCAGAAACAUCCUACCUCCAUUCGGCCUACCUCUUACUGCAGCAAUUCCACGAUCAAACAAAACCAUGGACCGGAUUCGGCCAUCUCAUCGUCUCAUGGGUAUCUCUUCUCGACGUCAAAGCCCUAAUUGCCGGACGCGAAGGCGAUCCUCUCUUCGACCUCGGUACUCUUUCUAGCACAACCAGCAAUAAUCGUAAACCAAGUCCUCCCAACGAUGACCAGGAAGAAAGUCCCCUUUUUUCCCAGCCUGCCUACCUUGUUCAAAAUUCCAUCAUCGCCCCGGCCUUCCAUUUCUUCGCGCAAACCCAACAAGUGAUCCGCCGUAUCGUCUCCAUCGACCUCCACCACCGCAGCCGCGGCACCGUCAGCGAUGAAUUCGAAGUUCUCCAAAUCGCCCAUCAGGUCAACGCAGACCUUGAAUACCUCUGGAACACUCGUCCCCGCGUUCUAGAUAUUUACAACCACCCUGAGACCCACCUCUUUGCAACACUCCGGUCCGACGUCGCUAGUCAGAUCUGUCGUGUCUUCCGCCAAUAUGUCGCCAACUUCCUGGCAAUCUUCAUUUAUCUACACCGCGUUGCGUUCGUCAUCUACCCACGUACAGAUCGCGUGCAUCGGGCCGUCGACCAGAUCAUUCAGCUCGCCACGGUGGAAGCUGCGAGUGCGUCGCACCACACUCUGUCGAGUAGUUUUCUUUGGCCACUGUUUGUAGCGGGGCUGGAAGGUUCGCAUGAGCAGCGCGCAUGGAUUAUGGAUGCCAUGCACCGGAUGGCUGACGACACAAUCUCAUCCCAGCGUCAUCCUAAUGCAUCCAGAGCGCUUCUUCUGCUAGAAGAGAUGACCAGACGGCAGGAUACGUCUCGCACAUGGGCAGAUUCACGAUGCGUACGACGGGAGAUGUUCACUGAUUUCUUCGUGAUGAUAUAA
Aspergillus steynii IBT 23096 is the source of this 1971-nucleotide messenger RNA. Its product is annotated as Zn(II)2Cys6 transcription factor. The coding region runs from base 1 to 1971 and encodes 656 amino acids. NCBI's taxonomy places the organism in Eukaryota, Fungi, Ascomycota, Eurotiomycetes, Eurotiales, Aspergillaceae. Gene Ontology annotation, biological process: positive regulation of transcription by RNA polymerase II. Gene Ontology annotation, cellular component: nucleus. The record is from RefSeq and is a predicted model, not a curated record. Gene Ontology annotation, molecular function: transcription cis-regulatory region binding; zinc ion binding; DNA-binding transcription factor activity, RNA polymerase II-specific. The transcript has 3 exons.